Molecule: messenger RNA, 4966 nt
Organism: Paramisgurnus dabryanus
Lineage: Eukaryota; Metazoa; Chordata; Actinopteri; Cypriniformes; Cobitidae
Source: RefSeq, a predicted model, not a curated record
CUGUUUUUGGUUUUUUAAAGCUAAAGCUGAAGAGAAGUCGGAUAGAGAGCACAUACGAGUAUUACACAAAUACUCCAGUCUAUUAGCGACAUCAGCAAUGAAAGAUUUCUGCAGAAAUUAGCAUGAGAUGAUGUGUGAGUUUCCGUUAGCUGACGGAUGAUGAUGAAGAUGCUGCUGAUGAUGAUGUUUUGACUGCUGUUAGCCUCUGUGCUAAAGCUAACUCAAAUCACUCUCCCUCUCUUUCUGUGUGUCUGUGCGUGGACAGCUAAGACAACAACUCACAGUUUUAACAUUUAAGUUACAUCAACUUCAGCAAAAACACGAGGUCUAAUGUACAGCAGGGAAACAUGAGUGGUUGUGAGGAGCAGGAGGACGGGCGUGAGGCUGGAUCGUACCAGCUCUAACCUUCAGCUAUGACCUCUGAGCGAUUGACGGCUCUUAAGUAAACAUGUCUGUAAAUGACGACACUGACCAUCCACGCUUUUUUGUGGGCGGUGAGGAUGGAGAGGGAGAUGAACUACUUGACCCUGGCAGAGUCCUAGGCUAUGACUGCCUCUACGAGAAUGUGGAAGAAGAAGAUGAGGAUGAUGAUGAUGAUGAAUAUGAUUCGCCUCCAGAGAGACAGAUUGUGGUGGGUAUCUGUGCCAUGUCUAAGAAGUCCAACUCCAAACCUAUGAAGGAGAUCCUGGAGCGACUGUGUCUGUUUAAAUACAUCACAGUGGUUACGUUUGAGGAGGAAGUCAUUCUGAAUCAGCCGGUGGAGAAGUGGCCACUCUGUGAUUGUCUCAUUUCCUUUCACUCUAAAGGAUUCCCACUGGAUAAAGCUGUCGCUUAUGAAAAGCUGAGGAAUCCAUUUGUCAUCAAUGAUCUGGACCUGCAGUACUUUAUACAGGACAGGAGAAGGGUGUAUGGAAUCCUCAAGGCUGAAGGUAUACAGCUCCCACGCUAUGCUGUUCUGAACAGAGACCCUGCAAGACCAGAAGAAUGUAAUCUGGUGGAGGGAGAAGAUCAUGUGGAGGUAAAUGGAGAGAUUUUUCAAAAGCCUUUUGUUGAGAAGCCAGUGAGUGCUGAAGACCACAACGUCUACAUUUACUACCCAACAUCAGCAGGAGGGGGCAGCCAGCGGCUUUUUCGCAAGAUUGGCAGCAGAAGUAGCGUCUAUUCCCCUGAGAGUAAUGUCAGAAAGACUGGAUCAUAUAUCUAUGAGGAAUUCAUGCCUACAGAUGGAACGGAUGUCAAGGUGUAUACUGUCGGUCCUGACUACGCCCAUGCGGAGGCCCGUAAAUCUCCGGCUCUGGAUGGGAAGGUGGAGCGAGACAGUGAGGGGAAAGAGGUCCGCUAUCCUGUCAUCCUUAAUGCUAGAGAGAAACUCAUUGCCUGGAAAGUCUGUUUGGCUUUUAAGCAAACGGUGUGUGGGUUCGACCUGCUUCGUGCCAACGGUCAGUCAUACGUCUGUGAUGUAAACGGCUUCAGUUUUGUGAAGAACUCAAUGAAAUACUACGAUGACUGUGCAAAGAUCCUGGGGAAUACCAUCAUGAGAGAAUUGGCUCCACAGUUUCAUAUCCCAUGGUCGAUACCCUUGGAAGCAGAAGACAUUCCCAUAGUUCCCACAACUUAUGGAACCAUGAUGGAGUUGAGGUGUGUUAUUGCUGUAAUACGACAUGGUGACAGAACUCCAAAACAGAAGAUGAAAAUGGAAGUUCGACAUCAAAGAUUUUUUGAUCUCUUUGAAAAAUUUGAUGGUUACAAAACUGGAAAGCUAAAACUGAAAAAACCAAAGCAACUUCAGGAAGUGCUGGACAUUGCCAGGCAGCUGUUGCUGGAGCUCGGUCAGAAUAAUGACUCCGAGAUCGAGGAGAGUAAAGCAAAGCUUGAACAACUGAAAACUGUCCUUGAAAUGUACGGUCACUUUUCUGGCAUUAACCGCAAGGUCCAGUUAACAUAUCUGCCUCAUGGUUGCCCUAAAACCUCCAGUGAAGAAGAAGAUGUAAGAAGGGACGACCCAUCUCUGUUACUGGUUCUGAAGUGGGGUGGAGAGUUGACCCCAGCUGGCAGGGUUCAGGCUGAAGAGCUUGGUCGGGCAUUCAGGUGUAUGUACCCUGGAGGACAAGGUGAUUAUGCUGGUUUUCCCGGUUGUGGUCUUUUGCGUCUUCACAGCACAUAUAGACAUGAUUUAAAGAUAUACGCUUCUGAUGAAGGCCGUGUUCAGAUGACUGCUGCAGCAUUUGCAAAGGGUCUGUUGGCAUUGGAGGGAGAGUUAACACCGAUCCUCGUUCAAAUGGUGAAGAGUGCGAAUAUGAACGGCUUGUUGGACAGUGAGAGCGACUCCUUAAGCAGCUGCCAGCAGAAAGUCAAAGCACGACUUCAUGAGAUACUUCAGAAAGACAGAGACUUCAUUCCAGAGGAUUAUGAGAAGCUGGCGCCCACCUCCAGCAUGUCUUUGGUGAAGUCCAUGCAGAUGAUCAAAAACCCAGUUCAGACAUGUGAUAAGGUGUACUCCCUCAUUCAAAACCUCACGCUGCAGAUCCGCCAGAGGAUGGAAGACCCCAAGUCAGCAGAUAUUCAGCUGUACCACAGUGAGACUCUGGAGCUGAUGUUGCGUCGAUGGUCUAAACUAGAGAAGGAUUUUAAAAUGAAGAACGGACGGUACAACAUCAGCAAGAUUCCUGACAUCUAUGACUGCAUUAAAUAUGAUGUGCAACACAACAGCUCAUUGAAAUUCAACAACACAAUGGAAAUCUACCGGCUGUCCAAAGCCCUCGCUGACAUUGUCAUUCCACAGGAAUAUGGUAUCGCUCAGGCUGAGAAACUGGACAUUGCCAAAGGAUACUGCACCCCUCUGAUUCGCAAGAUCAGAUCUGAUCUCCAGAGGACACAAGAUGAUGACACCGUUAAUAAACUUCACCCAGUAUAUUCCAGAGGGGUUAUGUCUCCAGAACGGCACGUACGAACCAGACUUUACUUCACCAGUGAGAGUCACGUGCACUCCCUCCUGUCAAUCUUGCGUUAUGGAGCCCUCUGUGAUGAGGCCCAAGAUGAGCAAUGGAAGAGAGCUAUGGACUACCUUAAAAUAGUCAGUGAGCUAAACUACAUGACACAGAUAGUCAUCAUGCUCUAUGAGGACCCAAACAAGGAUCCUUCAUCUGAGGAGCGUUUCCAUGUGGAACUUCACUUCAGUCCAGGAGCCAAAGGCUGUGAAGAGGAUAAAAAUCUGCCAUCUGGAUUUGGUUACAGACCAGCAUCAAGAGAGAAUGAAGACUCCAAGAAGUCGUCCCAGAAUGACAGUGAUGAAGAGUCUGGCAGCACUAAACGUGACGAGCCGGACCGAGCCCUCAUGAUGUUUCGCCCUAUGGUAUCAGAUCCCAUCUACAUCCACAAGAAGUCUCCUCUUCCCCGCUCCAAAAAGAUCGGCUCUGUGGAAUCGCCAUUGCUGAAAAACUUUAUCAAGACCCCUGCUGGCAAAGAAGAAAGCCCCCUGAGUGUGUCUAGCCCUGACUCUAUAGGUACCUGGAUACAUUACACCUGUGGUGUUGGUACUGGGCGUCGAAGACGCAGAUCAGGGGACCAAAUAACUUCCUCCCCAGUCUCCCCCAAAUCACUGGCUUUCACAUCCAGUAUAUUUGGCUCAUGGCAACAGGUUUUUACAAAUUUAAUUCAUUCUUCACACCGACCGCUAACUUCUUGUCAAUUCACACUCAAGAACUUGGCGGCAGUCAGCAAGGACAUCUAAUGAGCAGAUAAAUCAAAAGAGAGUGAAUUAACCUCAUUCAUCAUAGUGUUUUUCUGUUAUCAUUUCAUGCAUUUCAAACCAUAUAGGGAGGUUUUAAAAAUAUUAACUUACAGCUUUUUAUUUGUUUUACUAGAGUAGUGGGUACUUAUAACUUCCUACAUGUAUUUUUUUUUAUCUUAUUUUAUGUAAGAUAAAGCUGCCAUGCUUUAGACAUACACAGAUUUAAAUAAAAUAAUUUUAUAUGAAGUGUCUUAAUAUAGUCAGAUUAAAUUGCAUAUGAUUAUUUUAAUACAGGAUUAAAAUAAUGUUAACCAAAAGCCAAACAAUUAUUUUGGCUCCACAUGAAGGUUAUCUUUCCGAUGGUUAACAUUUGAAGCUGGUUCAUAAAGGUAAAAACUAUAAUAGCAUGUAUAUUAAUGAUGCUUUUAAAGGUAAAUCUGAUUUUUAGGCGAUGCUACAGGAUGACAGUAAACUUUGUCCUCCUCUAUACACUCCAAACUCAUAUUUAGGUCUGGAUUCAUUCAGCUAUAUAUUGGCCAUUUGUCAGUAAAUUACCAAUAAAUAAAAUCAAGUAGUCAUUUCUGUCUUGUUGAAUAGCCUCUUUUAGUUAAAAUGGUUGUGCAUGCUGUUUUAUGUUGACUUUGAAGCUUUAAUACUGAAAUCUGUAAAUUGUACAGUACUGUAAGUGUAGCAUUACAGUAUGUAAAUGAAAAUAUGUUGCAUUUUGAAAAAGGCUUCUAGCAUAAGAUAUUAUGUACAACCAUUUGAUUAGGAUCUGACACUUUAUUUGUGAUGGUUCUCUCUUUACUAAUCCACAUCUUUAUUCAUGAUUAGUCUGGUGGUAUAUCUCAACUCUUUUCAUUCAUCUGCAUUAGCUGUCCUUUGCAACAUGCUCUAUUUGAGUGUUCAACGAUUAAAGCCCCAUGCACAGGCGAAAUUAUUAUUAUUAUUAUUAUUAUGGGUUUAGGUAGAUUCAGACUGAAGAUCAUCUCUGCUUUGACACCUUUUAACACUCAUUGGUCACUGUCAUCCAUCAGAUCAAAUCUACUGUAGAUCAUUACCUGUUCUUUAGUUUCAUAGGACAUCAACCAAUGUGGAUUUUUUUUUCCAGUCCCUCUAGAUUUCUGCAAUCAAAAUGAAUUUUUCUGGAAUAAUUUCCAGAAAUGUGUGGAAAAAAAGUGCAAUGUUUUUACUAAUUAUGAACCUUGUCAAAUAUAUACUGCACUGAAAAAAAUG